Molecule: messenger RNA, 16833 nt
Organism: Coregonus sp. 'balchen'
Lineage: Eukaryota; Metazoa; Chordata; Actinopteri; Salmoniformes; Salmonidae
Source: the annotation of a GenBank genome assembly
AUGUAUACUGAACACAACCCUGGUAAGGCCUACCUGCAGGCCUUCGAUUGCCAGUUUGAGGAUGUUAGGCGUGAGCUUGGACGCCUGCUUGAAGGAGAAGUUACUCCAGUCCAUGAUCAAGAUGAAGCCGUUGAUCUGGAGUUCCUGGUUCUCUAUGAGAACCUCCAGGGAGAGGAGGAUGGCCCGGAGGAUGUCUGUGAAAGAGUUCCUUCACAGAGAAAGAAAGAGACAUCAGAUUGGGAUACAAUCCAUGACAAUCCAGCACUGUUCUGUAUCAAGACUAUUACAAUAAUUCAAUCAUUUCUGUUCCGGGUCUGGUGGGUCUGACCAUUGACGUGGGCCAAAAAAAGGCCGGAGUAAAGUUUUUGGGCAAGUGAGUGGUUGUUGUUUUGCUGUUUAGUUCCCAAUUUAAAAAAAGAAGUAUUCUAUCAAAUCAGUAUCGAUCAGUAGAUACAAUACAAAUGUUUACUUGGUUAAUGAAACAAUGACAUCACAGAAACCAUUUCAAUGAGACAAAUGUGCCUCCUAAAAUAUCUAUGCACUCACCUGCCCUGGUCCCAAUUGGAAGCAAAUAGGAUGAGUAUCUUCCGGCCGUGCUGAUCUGGAGUCUCCAGGACACCUGGGAAGCCAUCCAUCAGCGCCCUCUUGAUCCCCGGGUCGUCAACCUUGAAGCUCUGGAACAUGUCCAGGUUCUGCUGCCGGAAUUGAAAAUACUGGGCCAGGAGCCGGAAAGUCUCUGCCUGGUUGAACUUGCGCGCCCGCAGAAACCUCAGGAUAAAGUCGUCAUCCGUGCGCAGAAAGCCGAUGUCGGGCCGUGUCACGAUCAUGUCGCGCACCUGCUGGAUGUCCGCGUGGAGGGUGUCGGGGUUCUCGUUGAGCUCCUGGCGAGCUUUCUCUGUGGUCUCGGAGCUCAGGCCCACUUGCAAGUGAGUCAUUUUUUUGGCUUUAGUCAAGUUCACACUCUCUCUCUAUAUCUGUGUUUUGGAUAAAUAUUAUUGUAUAGGUCUACUUAGUAAACAGUCUUGAUUUCUGUUCUGUACAUUGUUGGUGGCGUCUCACCGGCACACAAGUCUCUCCAGUACACCACCUCCUGAACUGUGUCACCUGGGAUGUCUAGCCUACGAAGAAAAGAGAUGUAAGAUUCAGAGUAACUGGUCCACCAGUAGACUAAAAACAUGCAUCCUUCCAUCUUCUCUUCCUUAGAGUAGGCCUACUUGUUGUGUGUAUGUACUGACAUGUAUGUGUAACUGAUAGAUGCACACACACACUACAUGUUAAUAUUUUUUAAUGUAUGUAAAUUGUAAAGUAUUUUGUUUGUAAUGUAUUUUUCGUUAUAUGUCAGACCCCAGUGAGACUAGCUGUCGCCAUUGGCGUCGGCUAAUGUGGAUCCUAAUAAAUCCAAUAGGCUAAGCACUGAUCCAACACAACUGGAUAGGAUAAAUUUGUUCACCUUCAUAUCUAUCACAGAUCUAAUCAUGUCAGAUCAGUAGAUGUUCCAAGGAAGGGAGGAAGGAAGGAUACAUUUUUUAAGUAGGCGAAAAGGGCCCAGGUUUGGGAAAUGCGUAAGGGCUGACCAUUUCAACAACAUACAGUGUUCCUGUGCUGACAUCAUGGAGAAACCCAUCAGCUGCAUUUUCUUGUGCAUGGUCAUCAGGUCAGAGUUAAAAUAUAACAGGCAGUGCAUUUUCCAUACCAACUAUAAGCCUACCAGCUAUGAAUUUCACACUGUGGAAAACCCAAAUAUUAUCAACAUACAGUGCAUUCUGAAAGUAUUCAUACCCCUUCACUUUUUCCACAUUUUGUUACAUUACAGCCUUAUUCUAAAAUAGAUUAAAUUGUUUGUUUUCCUCAUCAAUCUACACACAAUACCCCAUAAUGACAAAGCAAAAACAGGUUUUUAGAAACAUUUACAUAAGUAUCAGACCCUAUACUUUGUUGAAGCACCUUUGGCAGCGAUUACAGCCUUGAGUCUUCUUGGGUAUGACGCUACAAGCUUGGCACACCUGUAUUUGGGGAGUUUCUCCCAUUGUUCUCUGCAGAUCCUCUCAAGCUCUGUCAGGUUGGAUGGGGAGCAUUGCUGCACAGCUAUUUUCAGGUCUCUCCAGAGAUGUUCGAUCUGGUUCAAGUCCAGGCUCUGGCUGGGCCACUCAAGGACAUUCAGAGACUUGUCCCGAAGCCACUCCUGCGUUGUCUUGGUUGUGUGCUUAGGGUCGUUGUCCUAUUGGAAGGUGAACCGUCACUCCAGUCUGAGGUCCUGAGCGCUCUGGAGCAGGUUUUCAUCAAGGAUCUCUCUGUACUUUGCUCUGUUCAUCUUUCCCUCGAUCCUGACUAGUCUCCCAGACCCUGCCGCUGAAAAAAAUCCCCACAGCACGAUGCUGCCACCACCAUGCUUCACUGUAGGGAUGGUAUUGGCCAGGUGAUGAGCAGUGCCUGGUUUCCUCCAGACGUGACGCUUGGCAUUCAGGCCAAAGAGUUCAAUCUUGGUUUCAUCAGACCAGAGAAUCUUGUUUCUCAUGGUCUGAGAGUCCUUUAGGUGCCUUUUGGCAAACUCCAAGCGGGCUGUCAUGUGCCUUUUACUGAGGAGUGGCUUCCGUCUGGCCACUCUACCACAAAGGCCUGAUUGGUGGAGUGCUGCAGAGAUGAUUGUCCUUCUGGAAGGUUCUCCCAUCUCCACAGAGGAACUCGGGUUCUUGGUCACCUCCCUGACCAAGGCCCUUCUCCCCCGAUUGCUCAGUUUGGCCGGGCGGCCAGCACUAGUAAGUGUCUUGGUGGUUCCAAACUUCUUCCAUUUUAGAAUGAUGGAGGCCACUGUGUUCUUACGGACCUCCAAUGCUGCAGAAAUGUUUUGAUACUCUUCCCCAGAUCUGUGCUUCGACACAAUCCUGUCUCUGAAAUCUACGUACAAUUCCUUCGAGCUCAUGGCUUUGUUUUUGCUCUGACAUGCACUGUCUACUGUGGGACCUUAUAUAGACAGGUAUGUGCCUUUCCAAAUCAUGUCCAAUCAAUUGAAUUUACCACAGGUGGACUCCAAUCAGGUUGUAGAAACAUCUCAAGGAUGAUCAAUGGAAACAGGAUGCACCUGAGCUCACUUUCGAGUCUCAUAGCAAAGGGUCUGAAUACUUAUGUAAAUAAGGUUUCUGUUUUUAAUUUUUAAUAGAUUUGCUAAAAAUUAUAAAAACCUGUUUUCGCUUUGUCAUUAUGGGGUAUUGUGUGUAGAUUGAUUUUAGAAUAAGGCUGUAACAUAACAAAAUGUGGAAAAAGUGAAGGGUCUGAAUACUUUCCGAAUGGACUGUAUAUACAGAGGUUAUGAAUAUAAUUAUUAUGUAAUAGUAAUAAUAAUCAUAAUCGGAAAUAAAAUCACAAAGGUGUUAUUUGUUAUUUAUUUACAUUUUACAUUUGACAUAGCCAAUCGAAUGCUUUUACAUUAGAUAGCCUGCUGGUCCAAGCAGGUUCUCGAUGACUGUGACGCUCACCAAUUAUGGGUCAAACGCUGCGAGGGCCUCUCCCUGUUUAUUUAUUUAUGAAACAUUACCUCAUCUCCCUUGCUAUUCUGAGAUAUAAUUGUGAAUAGCAUGCCAAAUAUUAUGCCACUGCUCAAUAACAAAAAUACCUAUUCCAUCUGCCGUUCACGGAUUAAUUGCGUGACGACCUGCCAUAUACCCCGAAGAAAACCUGCCACAUAUUGAUAAACACUUUUUAUAUAAAAAUGUUAUAAAUCCACAUUGAGAUAAAUGAAAUACUUACAUGAACACCACGCCCUGUAAAACCAGCCAGGUAGCCGUUGAAGCGCAGGACCGCACAGCAGAAGUAUCAUUCCAUUGAUAUGUAUAAAUACUGGCCAUGAAGGGGUUUCAAUAAAUAAUAUAUAGCCUAUUUUUAUCCAGUUGGCAAAGAAAACGUAAAUAAAGAAAAAUAGAAUAUUUCCUUGAAGGGCUAUCCAGUAAAAAAAUUGUUGAAAUCCUGUAGCCUGAAGGACUGCGUUGUCUGAAUGUAUUCUACGGUGUAGGCUGCCUAAAAGGAUGCUGUGCCCCAUAAACGGAACAGAUUGGCGGCCAUGCACGGCUGUGUCUGCUUCGAUGAGGGUUGUACGCAAUCUGCCUGGAGGAGGACGAAGAAGAGACAAACAUAUAGUGAUGGAGACGCACAGAGGUGGGGAAUCACCCCGUGGUGCUCAAUUCCGUGUGCCGCAAAGUAUCAAACCAUUCUCACGACGUAAACCAUAGGCUAUUCUCAUCCCCUUGGUAUUUUCAAGCCUCCAAUAAAAAAUGUACGCAGUCUCCAUGAAUUCGGUUCGCGGCAAUUGUGCCCAGUUGGUUAGAAUAUGGUUUCUGAAGGACGCGCGCAUCGCAUCCCAUGUCCAGUUCAAGCACAGUGGAUUCAAGCACAGUGGACUGUGAUAUAAACAUAUAUAAACAUGACAUCACCUAAUUGAAGUGUUAUAUUAUGUUGAUAGUGCAAGAAAAGGAUAGUAGCCUCCUUAACAAAUAAAUGGCUAUACAUACAAAUAACACACACACACACAUACACACAUGCACGUUAUAAGAGUGUGAACAACAAUGUGUGUUCUACAGGGUUGGUGUCUCCCAGCAGAAAGAGGUCUAGACGCACACAGGAAACACAGGAAACACUGAAGAGGUGAGAAUAGAAUAACCCACACACACACAUUAGCAAACCUACCCUAACUAGGAGAAGUAAGAGUACCUUAACCCUAACUGGUUAGAUACAGGAGACAGCAACUUAAAGUCAUUUUAGGCAAACUGAGGACAGCAGUUCAUCAUGGAAAGUCUUCAAAGUGAGCUCCUUAGCCUCCUAUCUGGUGAGUUCAUCAUUAUAUCUACAGAGCAUACAGUAAAGCUUAUUUGAAGAACACUGAAUGGACACUAUCAGUUGUAAAACACAUUAGAUUUACUGUUGCUUUUCGCUUAUUGUUCUUUGUGCUGAACCAGCUAGUAACUAAAGGGCAGUUCUGUGUCUGAUGUGAACUUGUGGUCUCUCUCCAGCUGUUGUGUGGAGUGUGUCUACUACGGAUGGGAUCUUCGUAUCUCGAUAUGAGGGAGGAGAGGCAGAGAUCAGGUGUCACUAUGACCGUGGGUACGAGAACUACCAGAACUACUCUGAUAUUGUAGUUGAAACUCAAUGAUGUGUUCGCCACACUGAGAAAGGCAGGUUCUCUCUGUAUGGUGACACAGAGAGAAGAGUCUUCACUUUAAAUGUCACCAAUCUGACCCUACAAGAUGCUGGGGCAUACUGGUGCACGACGAGGAGAAACUUGACAGACAUCUAUACAGAAAUCAGACUGCAAGUAGUCAAAGGUAAGUUCCCUUUAUCUUUGUGUAUUCUUUUGUUAAUAUAUCUUGUAAGGAUUUAGGGGGGGGUGGGGGGGGGGGGGGGGGGGGGGGGUGUUAAAUAAAUAAACAACAAAUAUUACAGAUUACAGAUUGAGUUUAAUACAGUCCAAAAUGAGCAGCUGUGGUCCAGUUUGAUAGAGUAGCAGUGGAAGUCUUAUGCAGCCUGAGCCUUGCAGUUGACCUUUCUAAUAUAAGAAUGCUUAAAAACAAUUUUAAUCGAGUGCCUGUUUCAAACCAACUUUUUUGUGGUGUAUUUUGAACUGCAUGUGAAACACUUUCAAGAUGUGAAAAACAAUUUAACCCCUUGUGUCAAUGCAUUACAGCUGUGAAUCAUUUUGAAUAAGAUUCUACCAACUUUGCACAACUCUUAGGGCAACAUAUAUCAAUUGUUUUAGUCAGCACGCCCCCAUUCUCAUCGACGGGGCUGUAGUGGAACAGGUUGAGAGCUUCAAGUUCCUUGGUGUCCACAUCACCAACGAACUAUCAUGGUCCAAACACACCAAGACAGUCAUGAAGAGGGCACGACAAAGCCUAUUCCCCCUCAGGAGACUAAAAAGAUUUGGCAUGGGUCCUCAGAUCCUCAAAAAAUUCUACAGCUGCACCAUCGAGAGCUUCCUGACUGGUUGCAUCACCGCCUGGUAUGGCAACUGCUUGGCCUCUGACCGCAAGGCACUACAGAGGGUAGUGCGUACGGCCCAGUACAUCACUGGGGCAAAGCUUCCUGCCAUCCAGGACCUCUAUACCAGGCGGUGUCAGAGGAAGGCCCUCAAAAUUGUCAAAGACUCCAGCCACCCUAGUCAUAGACUGUUCUCUCUGCUACCGCACGGCAAGCGGUACCGGAGUGCCAAGUCUAGGUCCAAAAGACUUCUCAACAGCUUCUACCCCCAAGCCAUAAGACUCCUGAACAGCUAAUCAUGGCUACCCGGACUAUUUGCACUGCCCCCCCACCCCAUCCUUUUUACGCUGCUGCUACUCUGUUAAGUAUUUAUGCAUAGUCACUUUAACUCUACCCACAUGUACAUAUUACCUCAACUACCUCAACUAGCCGGUGCCCCCGCACAUUGACUCUGCAACGGUACCCCCCUGUAUAUAUAGCCUCCCUACUGUCACUUUAUUUUACUUCUGCUCUUUUUUUCUCAACACUUUUUUUGUUGUUGUUUUAUUCUUACUUUUUUUGUUUAAAAUAAAUGCACUGUUGGUUAAGGGCUGUAAGUAAGCAUUUCACUGUAAUGUCUGCACCUGUUGUAUUCGGCGCAUGUGACCAAUAAAAUUUGAUUUGAUUUGAUUUGGAAUUGCUUUUGACAAAUUGCUCAAACUCAGUGAAUUUGGUUGGGUAGACCCAAACCUGUAGUUUUUAAUUUAGGCCAAAAAGUUCAUUUCUUUGCGCAUUGUCUUGCAGUAUAACUUAACGGCCUUGUUGCAAACAGAAUGGGCGAUUUUGAGUUGAUUUUUUAACAUAGGCUUCCUUCUUUUCAAUUUGUUAUACAGGCCAGUAAUAUCAAGUGAAUGCAAUGUUAUUGAUCCUAUGUAUUUUCAAGUAUUGUGGUAGCAGCAUCAUGUUAUGGGUAUGCUUGUCACCGGCAGAGACAAAUGAUACCAAAACAAAUUUACUGAGCUUGAGUAAAUACUAGUGUUGUUAAAAGCAGCUAACUUCUUGGUAGCUAGCUAUGAGGUUGGGAGAUUGGGGACCUAUCUGGGUUAGCUAAAGCCAACUUCAUAGAUUUGCUAGGUGGCUAGUAGUAUUACAGAGAAACAACAACAAUGACAACAACAACAAAAAAUUUAUAUAUAUACAGUACCAGUCAAAGGUUUGGACACACCUACUCAUUCAAGGGUUUUUCUUUAUUUUUACAAUUUUUUACAUUGUAGAAUAAUAGUGAAGACAUCAAAAUUAUGAAAUAACACAUAUGGAAUCAUGUAGUUGUCACGCCCUGACCUCUAGAACUCUAGUUAGUUUGGUCAGGGUGUGCAUGUUUAGUUCUAUGUUGUUGUAUAUCUAUGUUUAGAGUCUAGUUGUUAGACUUCUAUGUUUGGCCGGGUAUGAUUCCCAAUCAGAGGCAGCUGUCGCUCGUUGUCUCUGAUUGGGGAUAAUACUUAAGUAGCCUGGUUGCAGUCCUUGUUUGUGGGAUCUUGUUCCUUGUAGGCUGGUUUCGUGUAUAGCCCAUAGGACUUCACGGUUUCAUUGAGUUUGUUAUUUUGUCUAGUGUUUAUCCAGUUUAAUAAACAUGUUCGCAUACCACGCUGCACCUUGGUCUGACCCGUCUCUCAACGUUCAUGACAGAAGAUCCCACCAAACGAGGACCAAGCAGCGUGGCCAGGAGCGGACAUCCUGGACAUGGGAGGAGAUCCUGGAUAGUAAGGGAUCUUGGACAUGGGAGGAGAUCCAGGCUGGGAUGGAUCGCCGUCCUUGAGAACAGACCGAGGAGGCCCGGGUUAGAGAGGAGCAACGGCAACACAGAAGGCGCCGGCCGAGGAGGAAGCCCGAGAGACAGCCCCAAGAUUUUUUUUUCCCAGUACUGCCCGUCCCUGUUCCUCGCACCAAACCAGUGGUGCGUGUCGCCAGCCCGGUACGCCCCAUACCUGCUUCCCGCACCAAGCCAGUGGUGCGUGUUCCCAGUCCAGUACGGCCCAUCCCUGCUCCUCGCACCAAACCAGUGGUGCGUGUUGCCAGCCCGGUACGGCCCGUGCCUGCUCCUCGCACCAGACCUGUGGUGCGUGUUCCCAGUCCGGCACGGCCCGUGCCCGUUCCACCGGUGCCUGGUCCAGCACCGGUCAGUGGCUCCACUCCGGAGUCAGAGCAGUCCGCUCCACCGGUGCCCAGUCCAGCUCAGGUCAGCAAUUCCACUCCGGAGUCAGAGCAGUCCGCUCCACCGGUGCCCAGUCCAGCUCAGGUCAGCGACUCCACUCUGGAGUCAGAGCAGUCCGCUCCACCGGUGCCCAAUCCAGUUCCGGUCAGCGGCUCCACUCCGGAGCCAGAGUAGUCUGCUCCACCGGGAUCCGGUUCAGCUCCGGUCAGCGGCUCCACUCCGGGUCCAGACGUCAGCCCCUCUCCAGGUUCGGGGUCUCCCACACCAGGGUCCAGACAGGGAUCGGUGCAUCGUGGGAGGACUGAGAGGGGAAGCUCCGCGUUGAGGUGCAGACCGGUCCAGGGGUGCAACGCGGAGGCAGUAAGGGAGAAGACGUCACGCCCGGAGCCGCCACCGAGGCUGGAAGCCCACCCGGACCCUCCCCUGUUAAGUCAGGUUUGUGCGGCCGGAGUCCACACCUUUGGGGGUGGGGGUGGGGGGGGGGGGGGGGGGGUACUGUCACGCCCUGACCUCUAGAACUCUAGUUAGUUUGGUCAGGGUGUGCAUGUUUAGUUCUAUGUUGUUGUAUAUCUAUGUUUAGAGUCUAGUUGUUAGACUUCUAUGUUUGGCCGGGUAUGAUUCCUAAUCAGAGGCAGCUGUCGCUCGUUGUCUCUGAUUGGGGAUCAUACUUAAGUAGCCUGGUUGCAGUCCUUGUUUGUGGGAUCUUGUUCCUUGUAGGCUGGUUUCGUGUAUAUAGGACUUCACGGUUUCGUUGAGUUUGUUAUUUUGUCUAGUGUUUAUCCAGUUUAAUAAACAUGUUCGCAUACCACGCUGCACCUUGGUCUGACCCGUUCUUCAACGAUCAUGACAGUAGUAACCAAAAACGUGUUAAAUAAAUCAAAAUAUAUUUUCAAAUAGCCACCCUUUGCCUUGAUGACAGCUUUGCACACUCUUGGCAUUCUCUCAACCAGCUUCAUGUCCCUUCUUAAAAGGUUAAUUUGUGGAAUUUAAUGCGUUUGAGCCAAUCAGUUGUGUAGUGACAAGGUAGGGGGGUAUACAGAAGAUAGCCCUAUUUGGUAAAAGACCAAGUCCAUAUUAUGGCAAGAACAGCUGAAAUAAGCAAAGAGAAACGACAGUCCAUCAUUUCUUUAAGACAUGAAGGUCAGUCAAUCCGGAAAAUUUCAAGAACUUUGAAAGUUUCUUCAAGUGCAGUCGCAAAAACCAUCAAGCACUAUGAUGAAACUGGCUCUCAUGAGGACCGCCACAGGAAUGGAAGACCCAGAGUUACCUCUGCUGCAGAGGAUACGUUCAUUAGACUUACCAGCCUCAGAAAGAAACCACUACUAAAGGAAACCAAUAAUAAGAAGAGACUUGCUUGGGCCAAGAAACACGAGCAAUGGACAUUAGACCGGUGGAAAAUUGUCCUUUGGUCUGGAGUCCAAAUUAGAGAUUUUUGGUUCCAACCGCCGUGUCUUUGUGCGACGCGGUGUGGGUGAUCGGAUUUUCUCCACAUGUGUAUUUUCCUCCGUAAAACAUGUAGGAGGAGGUGUUAUGGUGCGGUCUGAUGAGUCCAAAUUUGAGAUUUUUGGUUCCAACCGCUGUGAGACACAGAGUAGGUGAACAGAUGAUCUCCGUUCACUUAGAAUUCAAGGCACACUUAACCAGCAUGGCUACCACAGCAUUCUGCAGCAAUACGCCAUCCCAUCUUGUUUGGGCUUAGUGGGACUAUCAUUUGUUUUUCAGAAGGACAAUGACCCAACACACCUCCAGGAUGUGUAAGGGCUAUUUUACCAAGAAGGAGCGUGAUGGAGUGCUGCAUCAGAUGACCUGGUCUCCAAAAUCCCCAGACCUCAACCAAAUUGAGAUGGUUUGGGAUGAGUCGGACCACAGAGUGAAGGAAAAGCAGCCAACAAGUGCUCAGUAUAUGUGGGAACUCCUUCAAGACUGUUGGAAAAGCAUUCCAGGUGAAGCUGGUUGAGAGAAUGCCAAGAGUGUGCAAAGCACUGUAGUGUUUUAUGCAUUGCUGCGUACCGCUGUAUUUGCUGAAUAAACCAUUUAUUCUGUGAUUUACCCUCCUGCGCCUGACUCCGUCCAAAUCACCCGCUACAACCCCUGAGUCUUGGUUGCUCCAUGACAACAACACAGCCUGAGUGUUCCCCAUGACAAUCUCUGGGCUGACCCAAGUGGAUUCUGGGAUGUGUAUGUGUGGCAUCUGGGUCGACCGAGGUCAUGAUGUCUACUCUGUGGUUGAUCUGGAGGUCAAAGAUGAGGUUGUGUUUUACUAUACUACAUGAUAAAUCAUUAAACAUGUGUAUUAUAUACUUAUAUUACCUGGUGAAUUCAUAUUUUAAAAAUGUUACAGUGGGGAAAAAAAGUAUUUAGUCAGCCACCAAUUGUGCAAGUUCUCCUACUUAGAAAGAUGAGAGAGGCCUGUAAUUUUCAUCAUAGGUACACGUCAACUAUGACAGACAAAAUGAGAAAAAAUUUUUCCAGAAAAUCACAUUGUAUAAUUUUUUAUGAAUUUAUUUGCAAGUUGUGGUGGAAAAUAAGUAUUUGGUCAAUAACAAAAGUUUCUCAAUACUUUGUUAUAUACCUUUUGUUGGCAAUGACACAGGUCAAACGUUUUCUGUAAGUCUUCACAAGGUUUUCACACACUGUUGCUGGUAUUUUGGCCCAUUCCUCCAUGCAGAUCUCCUCUAGAGCAGUGAUGUUUUGGGGCUGUCGCUGGGAAACACAGACUUUCAACUCCCUCCAAAGAUUUUCUAUGGGGUUGAGAUCUGGAGACUGGCUAGGCCACUCCAGGACCUUGAAAUGCUUCUUACGAAGCAACUCCUUCGUUGCCCGGGCGGUGUGUUUGGGAUCAUUGUCAUGCUGAAAGACCCAGCCACGUUUCAUCUUCAAUGCCCUUGCUGAUGGAAGGAGGUUUUCACUCAAAAUCUCACGAUACAUGGCCCCAUUCAUUCUUUCCUUUAUACGGAUCAGUCGUCCUGGUCCCUUGCAGAAAAACAGCCCCAAAGCAUGAUGUUUCCACCCCCAUGCUUCACAGUAGGUAUGGUGUUCUUUGGAUGCAACUCAGCAUUCUUUGUCCUCCAAACACGACAAGUUGAGUUUUUACCAAAAAGUUAUAUUUUGGUUUCAUCUGACCAUAUGACAUUCUCCCAAUCCUCUUCUGGAUAAUCCAAAUUCACUCUAGCAAACUUCAGACGGGCCUGGACAUGUACUGGCUUAAGCAGGGGGACACGUCUGGCACUGCAGGAUUUGAGUCCCUGGCGGCGUAGUGUGUUACUGAUGGUAGGCUUUGUUACUUUGGUCCCAGCUCUCUGCAGGUCAUUCACUAGGUCCCCCCGUGUGGUUCUGGGAUUUUUGCUCACCGUUCUUGUGAUCAUUUUGACCCCACGGGGUGAGAUCUUGAGUGGAGCCCCAGAUCGAGGGAGAUUAUCAGUGGUCUUGUAUGUCUUCCAUUUCCUAAUAAUUGCUCCCACAGUUGAUUUCUUCAAACCAAGCUGCUUACCUAUUGCAGAUUCAGUCUUCCCAGCCUGGUGCAGGUCUACAAUUUUGUUUCUGGUGUCCUUUGACAGCUCUUUGGUCUUGGUCAUAGUGGAGUUUGGAGUGUGACUGUUUGAGGUUGUGGACAGGUGUCUUUUAUACUGAUAACAAGUUCAAACAGGUGCCAUUAAUACAGGUAAUGAGUCUCUUAAAGAAGAAGUUACAGGUCUGUGAGAGCCAGAAAUCUUGCUUGUUUGUAGGUGACCAAAUACUUAUUUUCCACCAUAAUUUGAAAAAAAAUCAUUAAAAAUCCUACAAUGUGAUUUUCUGGAUUUUUUUUCUCAAUUUGUCUGUCAUAGUUGACGUGUACCUAUGAUGAAAAUUACAGGCCUCUCUCAUCUUUUUAAGUGGGAGAACUUGCACAAUUGGUGGCUGACUAAAUACUUUUUUUCCCCACUGUAUAUGACAUUGUGCUUGUGAUCAUUGUGUUCACUUUGUCUGUGAGUCUGGCUGUUUUGGUGACUCAUCGUAAUAUACCGAUGUAGGAGCAAGAGGAACCAGGGUAAGUAACUCUCUCUCUCUCUCUCUCUCUCCCUGAGUGUGUAUAACAUGUUGUGUGUCACACAGGGUCUACAGAACCACACAGAGAAACAGGACAGUUUGAGUUGGUGCUUGAGGUGAGGGUCUUUUCUCUACACAACAUGCUGCUCUGUCCACUGCUUUGAUCUGAUUACUAUCUGAUCAAAGGCUGCCCCUAGACUCACCUGGAAGUUCUUGUAACAUGGGACAAGUUUGUUACUAAAUUAUUGUCUUUUGAGUAGAUAUGCCCAUGUGACUUUGUUUCCCCUUUCCCUCUCUGUAGGAUGUUGAUGCAUGUAUGAAUGUGGAACUGACUUCCUGGAAGCACUAACACUCCUCCCUUCUAUUAGAACCCCAUUAUCACAACCACAGACACUGAAUGUGUGUGUGGUUGCAAUAAUAAUGGGGUUAGGAUUAGACCUACAGAGGUCAAGUUGGUUGCAAGUGUUGGUUAAGACUUACAUCUAGACAAGGUUAUUCAGUAGGCCUAGUGUCUGGAGGUCACAGGAGGUUGGUGGCACCUUAAUUGGGGAGGGUGGGCUCGUGGUAAUGUGUGUGUCUGUCUGUCAUGGUUGGGGUCAAUUACAUUUACAUUCAGAAAGUAAACCAAAUUCCAAUUGAACAUUUUCCUCAAAAGCAUUGAAGAUCAUUUAAAUUGGAAUUUCAGUGUACUUUCUGAAUUGACAAAAAAAAUAAAAAUACGUUUUGACCCCACCCCUUGUGUGUGUGUGUGUGUGUGUGUGUGCGUGUAUGUGUGCUUUGUAUUAGUAGGCAGUGCUAAAUGAAAAUGCAGUGGAAAAAGAAGAGGACAGGUUGCUCAACUGAUUAUAAUUUAAGAAGACAGACUGAUUGGACAGUGUAUGUGUGUGAUCAGUGAGAACUGACAAGUUAUAAUUGUUAACAGGGAGUUAGCGGUAGUUACUGGCAAGUACUGGGACACAGCUCAUCACGAUGAAUAAUUUUUGGAUCCUCUCCCUCUGCCUCCUAUCAGGUGAGUUCUGUCUGAUCAUCACGGUGACAGAAAGCCUAAAUAAUAUCACAUUAUAGUUUUAAAAAAAUAAGUUAAAGCAACAUUAUUCAUAAUUUGAUACCAGGUAAUUAAUUACCAAUUGUGUUCAAUUAUUUUGAGUAUGUAUCAGAAACUACCGAUUGAUACCAAAUCAUUCCUAGUGAAUAACAAGUAAAUACCAGUUGAAACAAUAGGCUAUGUAAAAAUAAAGAGCUUCCCGUUUUUUCUGUGCAAUGGCUUCUGACCCUUGCAAAAGAACAAACUCUGCUUCCUCAACUCUUGUUUCCAGGAUCAGAUUAAGAAAUCAAAGUCCCUGGGGCUUUUUUUUUUUUUUACAGCCUCACACACACAAAAAACCAAGAUGCAAUUCAACGCGUGGUAAAUUUACUGUUGAAGAAAAGCCCCUUUAUAAGCCAUAAUAAUGUUUGCGAUGUGGCUCAGGAUAUAGAUGAGGAGAGGCAUUUUUAGGAUUUCCACACAUGGGGAACAUUUGUUAGCAGGGUCUGACUUUUGAUUUUUUUUAAAGACGCAUUUCAUGCAAUUCUACGUCAUUUACAAAGUAGAAGUCAUUAGUGGUAUCUUUUUUAAUACGACACAAAUGACCAAAAUGAGUGGCUACUCUGACAAAAUUAGAUCAGUCUAGUCUUGAAUUCAAACAAACAAUAGCCCAGGCCAAUGAAGCGCCACACAGAUUGUAGUAGGAGGAAAUAUUUAUAAGUUUGGACGCACCUACUCAUUCAAGGGUUUUUAUUUUACAUUACAGUCAUUUAGCAGACGCUCUUCUCCAGCGAAUUACAGGAGCAAUUAGGGUUAAGUGCCUUGCUCAAGGGCACAUCGUCAGAUUUUUCACCUAGUCGGCUUGGGGAUUAGAACCAGAGACCUUUCGGUUACUGGCACAACGCUCUUAACCACUAAGCUACCUGCUGAUGUAGAUUGUAGAACAAUAGUGAAUAAUAGUGAAGACAUCAAAACUAUGAAAUAACACAUGUGGAAUCAUGUAGUAACCUAUUUUUUUUUUAACAAAUCAACAUAUAUUUUAUAUUUGAGAUUCUUCAAAGUAGCCACCCUUUGCCUUAAUGACAUAUUUGCACACUCUUGGCAUUCUCUCAACCAGAAUGCAUUUCAAUUAACAGGUGUGCCUUCUUAAAAGUUCAUUUGUGGAAUUUCUUUCCUUCUUAAUGCGUUUGAGCCAAUCAGUUGUGUUGUGAUAAACUGGGGGCGGCAGGUAGCUUAGUGGGUAAGAGCGUUGUGCCAGUAACCGAAAGGUCGCUGGUUCUAAUCCCCGAGCCGACUAGGCGAAAAAUCUGUCGUUGUGAUCUUGAGCAAGGCACUUAACCCUAAUUGCUCCUGUAAGUCGCUCUGGAUAAGAGCGUCUGCUAAAUGACUAAAAAAAAAAAAAAAAAAAAAAAAAAGUGAUAAGGUAGGUGGGUAUACAGAAGAUAGCCCUAUUUGGUAAAAGACCAAGUCCAUAUUAUGGCAAGAACAACUCAAAUAAGCAAAGAGAAACGACAGUCCAUCAUUACUUUAAGACAUGAAGGUCAGUUAAUAUGGACAAUUUCAAGAACUUUGAAAGUUUCUUCAAGUGCAGUCGCAAAAACCAUCAAGCGCUAUGAUGAAACUGGCUCUCAUGAGGACCGCCACAGGAAUGGAAGACCCAGAGUUACCUCUGCUGCAGAGGAUAAGUUCAUUAGAGUUACCAGCCUCAGAAAUUGCAUCCCAAAUAAAUGCUUCACAGAGUUCAAGUAACAGACACAUCACAACAUCAACUGUUCAGAGGAGACUGUGUGUAUCAGGCCUUCAUGGUCGAAUUGCUGCAAAGAAACCACUGCUAAAGGACACCAAUAAGAAGAAGAGACUUGCUUGGGCCAAGAAACACGACCAAUGGACAUUAGACUGGUGGAAAUGUGUCCUUUGGUCUGGAGUCAAAAUGUGAGAUUUUUGGUUCCAACCGCUGUGUCUUUGUGAGACGUGGUGUGGGUGAACGGAUGACCUCCGCAUGUGUAUUUCCCACUGUAAAGCAUGGAGGAGGAGGUGUUAUGGUGUGGGAGUGCUUUGCUGGUGACACUGUCUGCGAUUCAUUUAGAAUUCAAGGCACACGUAACCAGCAUGGCUACCACAGCAUUCUGCAGCGAUACGCCAUCCCAUCUGAUUUGGGCUUAGUUUUUCAACAGGACAAUGACCCAACACACCUCCAGGCUGUGUAAAGGCUAUUUUACCAAGAAGGAGAGUGAUGGAGUGCUGCAUCAGAUGACCUGGCCUCCACAAUCCCCCGACCUCAACCAAAUUGAGAUGGUUUGGGAUGAGUCGGACCGCAGAGUGAAGGAAAAGCAGCCAACAAGUGCUCAGCAUAUGUGGGAACUCCUUCAAGACUGUUGGAAAAGCUUUCCAGGUGAAGCUGGUUGAGAGAAUGCCAAGAGUGUCCAAAGCUGUCAUCAAGGCAAAGGGUGGCUAUUUGAAGAAUCUCAAAUAUAAAAUAUAUUUUGAUUUGUUUAACACUUUUUUGGUUACUACAUGAUUCCAUAUGUGUUAUUUCAUAGUUUUGAUGUCUUCACUAUUAUUCUACAAUGUAGAAAAUAGUAAAAAAUAAAAAUAAAUAAUUGAAUGAGCAGGUGUGACCAACCUUUGACCGGUAGUAUAUAUAUAUUACAUAUUUAAUAUACACUGUAUAUAUAAUAUAUACUGUAUAUAUUUCCUUUAAAAAAUGAAUCUGUCACUGCUUGUUUCAGUGUGACACCCUGAAGUACAGUAAAUGUCUGUUAUGGAAGUCCCUCUGUCAUACCACCAUGGUUUGGAGGAUGUCCUUGGAGACAAAGUCACAUUACUGAUAAUCUGAGUGUGACCUUGUGUGUUUCUGUGUGUUUCUUUUUAGCUGGGGUCUCAGUGGGGUCAGGGUUCAUCACAUGGAGAGGUAUGGAGGGAGGAAACACUCACAUCAACUGUACUUAUGAACAGGGCUUUGAGGCAUUCCCAAAGUACAUCUUAAAAGGAGGCUACCUAUUCGAAAUUCUCAUUAAAACCCUAAAGGUCCCUAACCAGAGUCCAGUAUGGACUUAUAAAGGGAGAUAUGUGCUAUAUGACGACACAGAGAGAAGAGUCUUCACUGUGACCAUUGAUAACCUGAACCUAGAGGAUGCUGGAACAUACUGGUGUGGAGUGGAAUCAUGGGGACUAGAUAAGCUGAUUCAAGUCAGGCUCACUGUGGAUAGAGGUUUGUAUGUGAGAGUAUUUCAAUGCUCAAUAUUUUCUGUGAAUGGUAAAAGUGACUUAGAGACCAAUCAAGGUUAAUUCACAUUUGUGCGUUAUAUUUGAUUGUGCUAACUGGUUUGUGUUCUCGUGUUCAGUUUCAGGUAACUCAGUUUUAAGAAUCUCACUGGGGACUGUGAGUCUGGCUGUGUUGCUGCUAGUGGUCAGCCUGCUAAUAGUCUACAGAUGGAAAUGUUACAAGGAACAAGGUAUUUACACACGGAAACACACAUACAUAUGCGCAUGCUUACGAGCACACACACACACACACACACACACACACACAGUCACACAUGCAAUAAACAAUUAUGUGUGUUCUACAGGGCCAGUCUCUCCCAGCAGACAGAAGUCUAGCAAACCAAACACAGGAAACACUAAAGAG